Microtus ochrogaster (prairie vole) is the source of this 4268-nucleotide messenger RNA. RefSeq names its product zinc finger CCHC-type containing 8 (gene Zcchc8). Gene Ontology annotation, cellular component: catalytic step 2 spliceosome. The record is from RefSeq and is a predicted model, not a curated record. Bases 80 to 2206 code for a protein of 708 amino acids. Gene Ontology annotation, molecular function: RNA binding; zinc ion binding. The transcript has 14 exons. Gene Ontology annotation, biological process: RNA processing. Lineage: Eukaryota; Metazoa; Chordata; Mammalia; Rodentia; Cricetidae.
UGUGGAGAAAAGCCUCCAGGGAGAGCUGUGCCGCCCUCCAACCUUCGCCCCUGCCCUCGACUUUUUCUCACAGCUCAAAAUGGCCGCUGGUGUGGAUUUUGGAGAUCUAGAAUUAUUUGAGGCGUUUGACCCUCAAGAGGAGUCAACCCCGAAGCCAGUUCACACCCGCUUCAAGGACGACGACGACGAGGAGGAGGACGCCGAAGAGAACGGGGUGGGGGACGCGGAGCUACAGGAGCAGCUUCGGCACUGUGAGGAAACCAUCAAGCAACUCCGCGCCGAGAAUCAAGAACUUAAAAGAAAAUUGAACAUUCUGACAAGACCCAGUGGCGUACUGGUGAGCAAUACUAAGAUAGAUGGACCCUUAUUACAAAUUCUAUUUAUGAACAAUGCUAUUUCAAAACAAUACCACCAAGAAAUAGAGGAGUUUGUAUCAAAUUUAGUAAAGCGAUUUGAGGAGCAGCAAAAAAAUGAUGUGGAAAAGACUUCCUUCAGCCUUUUACCCCAGCCAUCCAGUGUUAUGUUGGAAGAGGACCAUAAAGUAGAAGAAUCAUGUGCCAUUAAAAGCAACAAGGAAGCUUUCAGUGUUGUAGGAAGUGUCCUGUAUUUUACUAAUUUUUGCCUUGAUAAAUUGGGGCAACCGCUACUAAAUGAAAACCCUCAGCUUACGGAAGGAUGGGAAAUACCCAAGUACCAGCAAGUCUUCAGCCACAUUGUUUCUCUAGAAGGGCAAGAAAUGCAAGUAAAGGCAAAAAGGCCAAGGCCUCAUUGUUUCAAUUGUGGUUCUGAAGAGCAUCAGAUGAAGGAGUGCCCAAUGCCCCGGAAUGCUGCUCGAAUAAGUGAAAAGAGAAAAGAGUAUAUGGAUGCCUGUGGUGAGGCGAACAAUCAGAGUUUCCAGCAGCGGUACCAUGCAGAAGAAGUAGAAGAGAGAUUUGGACGAUUCAAGCCAGGAGUUAUUAGUGAGGAACUUCAGGAUGCACUGGGUGUGUCGGACAAGAGUCUUCCCCCUUUCAUCUACCGCAUGCGCCAGCUGGGCUACCCUCCAGGCUGGCUCAAGGAGGCUGAACUGGAGACUUCAGGGCUUGCACUCUAUGAUGGAAAUGAAGAUGAUGCUGAUGGAGAAACAGAAACUGGAGAAAUACAGAAUAAAAAUGUCACUUAUGAUCUGUCAAAAUUGGUAAACUAUCCUGGUUUUAAUAUAUCUACUCCCAGAGGUAUUCCAGAUGAAUGGAGAAUAUUCGGUUCCAUACCAAUGCAGGCAUGUCAACAGAAGGAUGUGUUCGCCAGUUACCUUACUUCUAACAUCCAGUCGCCGAGCCUGAAGUCUGGCAGCAAGCGAUCUUCUUCUCAGUCCAGCCCUAAUAGUCCAAAGAAGCAGAGGAAGGAAGGCAGCUCAGCAGCCUCCCCUGCUGACAUGGACAUUGACUCAGAUACGGAGGUUCCACAUGGUUCUCAGAGCCGCAAAGCCGUUCAGUUUCAACCACCACUGCCUCCUGGCACACCUCCUCCGCUGCCACAGGGAACACCUCCACCUCUCUUUACUCCUCCACUCCCUAAGGGCACCCCACCACUGACUCCCAGUGACUCACCCCAGACCCGACCCACAGCUUCAGCCAUGGACGAGGACACCCUGACACUGGAGGAGCUUGAAGAGCAGCAGAGGCAGAUCUGGGCAGCUCUGCAGCAGGCCGAGGGAGGCAACAGUGACUCUGAUGUUCCUGUGGACACACCUUUAACUGGGAAUUCUGUUGCCUCCUCCCCUUGUCCAAAUGAGUUUGACCUCUCUGUUCCAGAAGGAAAGGCCCUGGAAAAGCCAGUGCUGACUGGCCCCCAGGGACCAACCACUUCUGCAGAAACAACUGGACCUGAGCCUCCCUCCAGCCCAGCAGCAGGGGCAUCAGUGCUCUGUCAGAAAGAAGAGGGAGAAGAUACAGAGGGGGACCCUGAAGAUGCUCUUGACAAUGGCAGUGUGUCGAACUGUGACGUGAGGAAUGGAGGCAGCCAGAAGCUCCUUCAUCUGGGCACCCACCCCUCAGCAGCUUCAAAAACCCACAGCCUGGUCCCUGACAUGAGCAAGUUUGCCGCUGGAAUAACACCCUUCGAAUUUGAGAACAUGGCAGAGUCCACUGGAAUGUACCUCAGGAUAAGAAGCCUGCUAAAGAAUUCACCCCGAAAUCAACAGAAGAACAAAAAGGCCUCUGAGUGAGCGUUUGCCACAGCAUCACCUGCUGCAGGACAGUCUGCAGCUCUGUGUUGUUCUAGUGGACUGAGAUGGCCAUUGAAAUCACUUCCCGUGUGCCCCUCCCACCUUUCAGAAUCUGCCCAUGGUUUAUUGUGAUCUCAGCUCUAGCCUGUUUCACAGAAUGAAAGACUAGGCGUGAGUUUGCUGUUUACUCUCACUGACAACAGCCAAGUGGUGUGUUCAUGAGCUGCUUCAGAGGUGGUUGGUUCGGGUUGAGGAGUUGUGGAUCGUGAGUAUCUGUCCAGAGUGAAGGUUUUUUGUUUUUUUUUUUUUUAUUUUUAAUGUCUUUUGUAAAUGUUUUCCCUUUCUACAUUUUGCUAUUAUCCUGUAUAUAGAAACUUAAUAUAUCACUUUUUAAAAGAAAUUCUAACAACUUUAAAUUCACAUUUCAAUUCCAACAACCAAAUGAGAACAAUCAGGGAUGAGCAGCUUUAUCCUGCUUGGGGUAUUUUUGUAAGAUUUUCAUGCAUGAAUUUUAAUAACACUUUUACUUUUUGUAAUUAUUUGAAUCCAGUAAAGGUGUGCUCACCUUUGUGUACAGAGGUUUAAUAAAUUAGUUUUCUUACACAUGAGCCAAGACUUUGGGAGAUGUGACUCACAGUUAAAUUGUUCUUUUAAACUUAGAUGAAAAUUAUGUGUUUACAAAGAAACUGCAUGCUUGGCUGCUUUAUAUAAGUGGGCCCCAACCUUACAUAUAAUAUAGAAACAAAAGUGUUUAAUUAUUUUGGAAUGGAGGUCAGUUAGCCUUUGUACAAGAUAAUACUGUGCAUUCAAGCCGUAAGGUAAUAGACAGACACAAACUGAGUGUGAGUGUCUACUACGCAAGCAGGAACCGGAUCUGGUUCUCUCAGGAACCCGUGGAGAUCUUGAAUUACCACUCAUGUAGUGUUGUUGCUCUGCUCCCAGGCCAACAGAGGGCGAAAGGGAAUCAUUCUGGACUCAGUGUUCGUCUCUGAGAACUUGGGUAGUCCAAUUCACUGAUUGUAAGCAGUAAAGGAAGGAUGCUCACAAGAAAGGGUGAAUGAGGCCAUGCUGGAAUAAUAUGUUGAGUGCUUUGAGCUUUUUUGUUACCCGAGUUUUCAGUGAAUUCUUCCCAGGGGUUUAUGUGGCAUUGUGACCAGUAAGAGUGUCAGCCUUUCUAUCGGACCUGCCCCAAGGAAGAAGAUGAGGGGUCUUGUCAACAUUGAAUGUGUUUUCCUGCUCUCCUUUCUUUUCUUUUAAAGUAGGAGCUUGCUGUAUAGUCCAGGCUGGCCUUAUUCACCGCCUCCCUGCUACUAACUGCCUUACUGCUGGGAUUACAGGCAAGAUGACAUAGCUCUUUACAAAAAUAAAAAACCACAUUUACUGGGGCAGAGGGGACCUUCCUUGGCAUGCAUAUGGGGUUGGAAGACAGUGGUUGGGGGCCCGUGUUCUCUUCCCACAACUGUUUGUCUUCAUCAAGCAUGGCUGACAAGCACCUUGACCUGAUGAUCCAGUUCACCAGCCUGAUCUUCCUAACUCCUGAUUAAAGGUGUGCACCACCCCCCUCGGUUGCCCGGGAUCCAGCCCAGAGCCUGUGUUUGUGCUAGGCAAGCGCCCUACCGACCACACUGCUUCCCCAGCCCUAGUGACAUGACUCUUGACUGGUCAGACUGCCACUAGGCUAAACUGAUUUCUGAGUCAUAAAUGACUGUUUAUUCCAGUGCAGUGGCUCAUGCCUGGAAUCCUAGCACUUGGGAGGGAGGCUGGAGGAUCAGGACCAGCCUUGGUUACAUAGCAAAUUAAGUUAGCCUAAGCUACAACAUGACAUGAGAUCCUGCCUCAGAAAACAAAAGUUAAGUAUUCCUUUAACUAUUGUAUUACUGGCAUCCUCCUGCAUUGAGAUAGCUCAAUAAUUAUUCCUAGCCCAUAAAUACCCCAUUAAAGUAUGGCUUACUCCAUUUUCACUUCGUUGAGUAGGUAUUGUCUUUUUUUUUAUUUUUAAUAAAUGUCUAAGACAUAGAUGGUAAGCAACCUGAUUGUAAAUAAAUUCAGAUCUCUUGCCUCU